Messenger RNA from Ciona intestinalis (vase tunicate), 2175 nucleotides. Lineage: Eukaryota; Metazoa; Chordata; Ascidiacea; Phlebobranchia; Cionidae. The record is from RefSeq and is a predicted model, not a curated record.
GCGCAACAAACGCUUCAGGGAGAACCAAUCGACGAAGAAGCUGAUAGAGAAAAGCGCGAGUUUUAAAUUCACGUGGUGCUGAUAAGUUGAGUAGCUUGCCCCGCGAAGUUGCAACUAAACACCACUCGGCAAGAUGGAAAAAGUUCGCAGGAAACGUAUAAACAAUUCGUUGGACAAACUACGGACUUUGUUGCCGCAUUCAGUAAACAUUAAGAAAGACAUGGCAUCUUUGCUGGAACAAACAGUUGAAUACAUCAAUAUUAUGCACACAGUAUUGAAUGAAGACAAGCCAGCUUGUUUAAAUAAGGUCUAUAUCGCAUACCGACAAAAAACAGAAGAAAUUGAAAAUUUUCGAAAAUCUUUGAAGAAAACAAUUUCAAGUAACACAAGUGCAAAAAGAUCUAAAUCUUCUGAACCAGGUUGUUCUUGGGGUCAUUCCUUUUCAAACUACACUCCACAACCAUCAUCAUCAAAUUCAGAUGUUGAUCCGUUAUUGAAACACUCAUGCAUGGCACCAUCCUAUUAUGAUGCAUUAUCUGCAAGGAUGGGAAAUCACCCAUGGUCACAUCAGAAGACGAUACAAGAUUCCAUGUUUGCCUCACAACCUUCUUUCAGUGGUCAAUCACAAUCAGGACAGUUGAUAUCAAUCCCAAUGCAAACUACAGCAAGUACAUCAAGAUCCAUCUACUAUCCUCCAGCUGCAAAUGUGCCAGUGAAACAAUUUGAUGGGAAUUUCACGUUUUCACACGUCAGUGAAAAUGGUGAAAUAACUGAACAGCAGAAACCAAAUGGAGUUACAAAUGUGAAGUCUGAAACGUGGCAACCGGUUUUACAAUCAAAUGAAGUUUUAACAUCCAAGGCAAGUUCAUCUACUGCUGUUGAUUUAGUAAUGGGUUCUGGAAAACUGAUUGCACCCAACAACCAACCUAACACAUGUUCCACUGACUGGUAUCGUGGUUUUUAUGGAAGCUCAACUUUACAAAGUACUCCACAUUGCAACAAGAAUGUUUCAACAAAACAACAUACACCAAUAUUUGAUGAGAACAACAACACUCCUUCUGUUGACAAACCAACUGAACUAACCCUCCCUAAAGAUGCAGCAACCAACCACCAUACACCAUCACCUACAACUUUGCAGAUAAACUUACAAGAGAAAAAUAGUGAAUCAGCGAACAGAAACAUUAAUUGUGACAUUGCAUCUGCUGCUGUCGCAACUGGAAUCUUGAAAUGUGGGAAUUCUCCUUCCAACAAGCAAAGUAUUUCAUCUCCACCCGAAUUGUACUUUAAUGAUGUGAGCAACUUACAGAACAACAUAUCCAACCAAUAUGCCCCAUGGUUAGCCACAUGUUCCCUACCUCCAUUAAGUUUGGGAAACUUCAUGUCUAACCAGUCACAAUGCAACAACAGUGUCUUCACAACUAGCAGCACUGUAAAGGAUGUCAUGUCCGGUUCCAACUCAUCAAAAAGUUCGUAAUAUCCUGUGCAUUAAGUUCCAAAUUUCUGUUUAUUUCUUCAGCUAAGUUCAACUCCUAAUACAUAUAUGUUGGGCCACUGUUAAGUCCAGUCUUUGUUUCAUAUUUGCUCCCUAAUAUGCAAGUGGUGUGCAUUGAGAGCAAAAAUGGCGGAAAGUGCAAUUGUAUUUUUAUUUCAAAUUUGGUGUUGAGGCACCGAGAUAAGUUCUCAACAUUUCUUGAUUCCCGCGAACAAGUUUCACUUUAAUAUUUUCACGGCUCAGUACCUUAUGAGCUUCAUACCUAAAAGUAUGGUUUAAUGUAUAUGAAACUUUAACAAUGAAAUAAUACACAUCAUAUUAGAAGUCCUGCAUAUUACAAUUCAUCUAAAUUGAAACUCUUAAAGUUGUAACAGAGCACCGCAUAAGGAUUUCUAUUGUACAAAGUGCAACUACCUAACCCAUAGUAAACAAUGAAACUAAUUAAGACUUAGAUCGCUGCAAGAAAGAGCGCUCUACCACACCACUACAGUAUUUAAAAUCUUCAUGUAUUACACCAUUCUGUUGUUUUAAAAGUUUUGUUCAUAUAUCUUUCAAUUACAAUUUCGUUCAUAUAUUUUCAGUUGUAAUACGACCACUGUUUCUUCUUUGUGUGAUUUACUUUUUGUUUACUUAACAACUCACCUGUGGCAACCACCAAAUGAAUAAAAAUAAUCUCCACCUUC